AUGCAGAGCUUUGUACAGAAGCUGGGUGGAACCCUGCGAGCUACGGGGGCCUUCCUGGUUCCAAACACAGUUGAGGAUUUUGAGCAGUUUAGCGUUCCUGUUAAACAACACAUUGGAGUAAGAUCGGAAACGACAAACAAACAACGAAGAUUAUCUCCACUUCACUGCCUUGUCACCAAGGAAGCUGACGCUGCAAAGAGGAAGAUUGAAAGAACGGUCAUGUUUUGCAUGGGCAAAUGCCGGCGUGAUAUCCUCUGGGAACGGCUUCUGAAAGGUGGACAAGAAGAUGAUGGAAAGAUUCUUCUAUCUCGCCUCACAUUCACUGAUUUUGAGGAAUUGCUUUGUAUGGUGGAGUCUUCAUCUCUGAGUAAGCUUGAUGAACGUCUACUCCAUUUUACCAAUAUGGGUCCCCAUUGGUUCAGUACAUUGCUUGCAUAUCUUCCCAGCCGUUAUGGAGAACAAUUUCGAUAUUUUGUUAACACUGAUGGAAAAACCCAAUGUGCAGUCAUUGUGAAUGUCGAUUGCACAGACACGUGCAUCCUGCUGUCAGUAAAUAGCAGCACUGGACGAGCUGAUUUGAGUCUCCUCAACCGUGAAGCUCGAACGGCAGCAGUUCUCCAGACGCCAGCAGAAGAUGAACAACACCAGGAAGCCAUCCAGAAUUUGGUGGAAACUUUCAUCGGUGCCUGCUGCUUCCAUCUUUGGAGUAGCAUGCUAUGCUAA
Acanthosepion pharaonis is the source of this 723-nucleotide messenger RNA. The record is from the annotation of a GenBank genome assembly. Lineage: Eukaryota; Metazoa; Mollusca; Cephalopoda; Sepiida; Sepiidae.